Molecule: messenger RNA, 1188 nt
Organism: Onychostoma macrolepis
Lineage: Eukaryota; Metazoa; Chordata; Actinopteri; Cypriniformes; Cyprinidae
Product: butyrophilin-like protein 8
Molecular function (GO): protein binding
Source: RefSeq, a predicted model, not a curated record
AUGACCUUUGUCUGCGGCAUGUUGUCGAUUAUUAUCACUUUACUGGUGAAUCUCCUCGUAGAGACUUCAGAGUCGUUUAUUGUGAUGGUUCCUGGUGAUCCUGUAGUGGCUCAUGUGGGAUCCUCAGUGAUUCUGUCCUGCUGGAUCUCUCCUCCUGAGAACGCUGAAGCUCUGGAGAUCCGCUGGUACCGUCACGACUUCAACAACCCUGUUCUGCUCUAUAAUCACAGGAAGAUCCAGGACAUCCAGGAGUGUUUCAGGAACCGAAGCUCUCUUUCUCUGCGGUCAGAUCAGUCUGGUGGACUGAAGGAUGGAGACGUCUCUCUACGGCUGGAGAAACUCACAUUUCAGGAUGAAGGUCCGUUUCACUGUUAUGCGAGUGGAGACACAGAAUAUGGCAGCCGAGAGAUAGCUCUCAAAAUCACUGAUCCAGCGGAUCCGUCAGGUCCAUGGAAGGCUCUUUUCGUCACCCUCCUCAUCUGUGCUCUUCUGGGGUUGGUUGGGUUGAUCCUCUACAGAUACAGACACAAACUAACCGGAAAGAAAGCAGCAGAUGAAAUUGUGGGAGAAAUAAAUCUAGAAGAACUGAGGAAACAUGCAGUUAAGAUCAGUAUUGAGCGUGAGCGUUUACAUCCAGAUCUGAUGGUCACUAAGAACCUUAAAAUGGUGAGGAACAGUGCUGAAUAUAAUCACACUGAUGAGGGAUUUCCAUAUGAAUUAUGUACAUUUGGAGCCCAGAGAUUCACUUCUGGUCGUCACUAUUGGGAAGUAGAUCUGACACGAGACAAUACACCUCCCAAACACUACUGGUUAAUUGGUGUGGUGAAAGAGAGAAGUUCUGCUUCAAAACACAGAUCUGCUGUAACUGCAUCAGCUGGUUUCUGGUUCUUGUGUUCAGACGGUCCUCAUGGCUUUCACAGCAACACUGAUCCACCAGUUAAACUCUCUCUGACCCCGAGACCUGAGCGACUGGGAGUUCUGUUAGAUUAUGAUGACGGUCAGCUGUCAUUUUACAACGUCACAGAGAGAAAACAUCUCCUGACCAUCAGCAGCAGAUUCUCUGGAUCAGUCGUUCCUCUGUUCAAUCCUGGAGCGGGUGAUGAGACUGAAAUCCUGGAUUGUCCAGAACCUGUAGAAUCAGCUGCAGAGUCCAUUCAGCCUUUCCUGAGUAACAACAGCUCAGACUGA